GACGACCUGCUGCGCAUCUUCCCUUUGGCUUUCGCACCUUGUCACUUGUUUCCCCUCUGCUCUUCACCACAGACAAAACAAAGAGAGAUACGAGCGAGCGAGACAGAGAGAGAGAGAGAGACAAAAGAGAAAAGCUAGAGGGGAUCCGAGUCGUAGACUGCGCGUUUGCUACCUUGGUCGCAUUCACUCACGCCCUAGUGAAGUCCGUCUUCCCUUUGCCGCGUUUCUGGUUCGUCGCAGCCACCGCGACCGUCGCAGGAGGGAGCGAGCUCAGCAUAGGUAGCACACACUGGUAGGCUGGCGUGAUUGUGGCCAUCGAGUCUCCCCCCAUCACCUCCUGGCCUUGUGUUCCGCCUUUCCCCCUCGUAUCAUUGUGCAUCCACUCAGCAUUGCACCAUCUGCCUGCGUCGCCUCACCCUCUGACGAGCUAUGUAUCACGGCUAUCAGUACAGCGGUCCUCCCCCUCACAAUGGCGCUCCUCCCCCAACGGCCGCCUGGAACGGGGGCUACCAGCAGCAACAACAGCAUUCUCCCGCACCUCCCGCUCAAGCUCCUCCGUACGGUUCGGAUCCCAAUGCGUUCGCUGCGAUGUACAAGUCUCACCUCGCCAGCCUGACUUUCAACUCCAAGCCUAUCAUCACCAAUCUCACCGUUAUGGCGCACGAGAAUGUUCAGUCGAUGGCCAAUGUCGUAGCGCGCUGCAUUGAUGAGCAUAUCACACAGUCACCACCUCCCUUUCGCUUGCCCUCUCUCUACCUCCUCGACUCGAUCAGCAAGAACAUCGGCGCCCCUUAUACCACACUGUGGUCCCAACGCAUCUCACACCUCUUUCUCGAUUCGUACCGCCUCGUAGAUCAACCAACCAAAGUGAGAAUGGAGGAGUUGCUCAACACAUGGCGCGCAGGUGCGAGUGAUGGUAGCCCGCUGUUCGGUGGCGACGCUCAGUGGGAUAUCGAGCGCAAUCUGUACGGCAGUCAAGGCCCGCCGCCCUCGCGUCCGUCAGGCAGCCGCUCGCCGAUGCCUCAUGGCGGGUCUGCGACCCACAAUUCAGCGCAAGGGGAGCAACAGAAAGCCGUAGAGAAGAUCGAUAGCCUACUCGCAUUUGCGUCGCAAGACCCGUCUGCCUUCAACCCUACUCGUGUCGCAGCCCUCAAGCAGCUCAAGACCGUUGUUCAGACUGCCACGCUGUCGCCUCAAGAGAUGGAGCAGAUCCACGCUCAGCUGGCGUCAUUGUCAAAGGAGAUGAGGGCGAGAAGCUCGACGCCGACCCUUGCGCCGCCGCCGCCCCCGCAGCCACCACAGCUUCCACCAGGUCUUUCAGAUGCAUUGGCGAGUCUGACCAAAGGAGGCGGAUUGAGCAGUCUACUAGGCGCGAAUGGAAGCAACGGGGCAAGCUCAGCUUCAUCACAGACGCUAGCCGUGCCGCAUCCUGGACAGCCACCAGCGGCUCCGGGAGCAGCGGCUGGCAGCAAUGACCUCAUCAAGAGCUUGAUGGCAGCAGGAUUGAUACCGACGACUGGCUUACCCGCCCCGCAACCAGCAGCUGGCCCGUCCAAGCCCGCUGUCUUUGAGCAGGAUGCUUCGUACACAUCUUCGAUCCUCUCCCUCGAGAUCCAGCUUACCUCGCUUGAUCUUCACAAGGAACUUCCAGAUUCUGCCCUACCCCUCGUGCUGCCCGAGGCCUCGCAUCUUCCCCUGCAAUGUAGGCAAUGCGCCAAUCGAUAUCCUCCUGCUGCCGUGGGAGGUCAGAAGAGUCUGGACACCCAUCUUGACUGGCAUUUCAGGCAGGGUAGAAGGGCGAAAGACUCGGCGGCGAGAGGCAUGACGCGCGUCUGGCUGGACAAGGAGAAUGAUUGGGUCAGGGGAGGCUACGAUGACCCUGCGUCGACGGGUGGCGAGGGAGGUAGCGGUACAGCAGGUCAGGGUGGCGCAGGUGCAUCGGGCAAGGCUCUCUCAGCUCAACAAGAAGCAGAGUUGGCUGCGGCAGCUCAUGCGUGGGUUGUGGCCCCUACAGCGCCGGCGCUAGCCAAUGCGCCUUGUCCAAUCUGCAAAGAGAAGUUCACGUCUGAAUGGAACGAGGACGAAGAGGAGUGGGUGUGGAAGAAUGCGAUCAAGAAGAGCUCGACAGAAGGAGGAGGGGGAGAGAAGAUCUACCACGGUACAUGUUACCACUCGGCCAAAUUCUUGAGCGCCAAUGUAGCUGGCAAAUUCAGCACCCCGCCACUAGGCAUGAGGAGGUCAACGACGGCGGCACCCGGUGAAGGGAGGGAGAGGACGGCGACGCCGAGCGCAGAGGCGUUGUUGGGAGGGCGAAAGAGAAAGCAGGGCGAGGGCGACGAGGCUGACUGGGACGAGG
Molecule: messenger RNA, 2356 nt
Organism: Jaminaea rosea
Lineage: Eukaryota; Fungi; Basidiomycota; Exobasidiomycetes; Microstromatales
Exons: 2
Biological process (GO): termination of RNA polymerase II transcription
Cellular component (GO): mRNA cleavage factor complex; cytoplasm
Molecular function (GO): mRNA binding; RNA polymerase II complex binding
Source: RefSeq, a predicted model, not a curated record